UUAAAACGAAAAAUGAGAGGCUCAACGAGACUAUUAUGGAAACUAUCUUUCAUUGUUUUGCUAGCAAUCGUUUCCGAGGCAGUCGUCAGUCCUGAACCAGACCUCUCAGAGUCAGGGCAAAACAAGUGCUCAGCUAACGAUGGUUCAUUAGACGGCACCGAGACCGGGAACAGACGUGAAGCCGCCGAGAUAAGAACACGAGCAGAAGAAAGAAAACCUAAAGGUAAUGGUGGUGGCGGCGGCGGCGGCGCCAUCCCGGAAGGAGCUGAGAUGAAUUGGCCAGGCAAAUGGGAAUUGUUCCUUAAGAACUCAGGCGUAUCAGCCAUGCACGCCAUUCUUAUGCCAUUGAUCAACAAAGUCCAGUUUUACGACGCAACCAUCUGGAGAAUCUCGCAGAUCAAGCUCCCUCCAGGAGUACCUUGCCAUGUUUACGACGAAAAGACUAAUAAAGUUGAUUGCUGGGCUCAUUCUGUCCUCGUCGAUAUCGAAACCGGAAACGUCAAGCCUCUCGCGCUUACAACGGACACAUGGUGUUCGUCAGGAGGUUUAACCGUAAACGGGACUUUGGUUAGCACAGGAGGUUUUGAGGGAGGAGCAAACACGGCGAGAUACCUUGUCAACUGUGAAGACUGUGUAUGGAAGGAAUAUCCCAAAGCAUUGGCUGCUAGGAGAUGGUACUCAACACAAGCCACUCUCCCUGAUGGCACUUUCAUCGUAGUUGGAGGCCGAGACGCUCUCAACUACGAGUAUAUCCUCCCGGAAGGAAUGAACAACAAGAAACUCUACGACUCUCAACUUCUUAGACAAACAGACGAUCCAGAGGAAAACAAUUUAUACCCUUUUGUUUGGCUAAACACUGAUGGUAACCUCUUCAUUUUUGCCAACAACCGUUCCAUACUUCUUAGCCCAAAAACGAACAAAGUCAUCAAAGAGUUCCCUCAGCUCCCGGGGGGUGCACGUAAUUACCCCGGUUCAGCUUCCUCGGCUCUUCUCCCCAUCCGUCUCUACGUAAAAAAUCCUGCUGUUAUCCCAGCUGAUGUCCUCAUUUGCGGUGGUGCAAAGCAUGAUGGGUUUUACCGUGCUGAUAGGAAGAAGAUUUUCGAUCCGGCCUUGAAAGAUUGCGCAAGAAUGGGCAUCAACAGUGCUAAACCUGUAUGGAAAACGGAGAUGAUGCCAAUGCCGCGCGUCAUGAGCGACAUUGUCAUCCUCCCUAAUGGAGAAGUCCUUAUAGUUAACGGCGCGAAACGUGGAACUUCCGCAUGGAACUGUGCCAAAGAUCCAAAUCUUUCACCACUCUUGUACAUGCCUAACAAGCCACUAGGCAAACGUUUCAAAGAGCUUGCUCCUUCCACUAUUCCACGCAUGUACCAUUCCAUAGCCAUCGCUCUUCCUGAUGGUAAAGUCCUUGUCGGUGGAAGCAACACCAACGAUGGAUACAAGUACGACGUUGAGUUCCCGACCGAGGUCAGACUCGAGAAAUUCUCACCACCUUAUCUUGACCCGGCUCUUGCCAACAUGAGGCCGAAGAUCGUGACCAGCGCCACACCAAAACAGAUAAAGUAUGGACAAAUGUUUAACGUGAGGAUCGAGCUUAAGCAAGAGGAUGUGACAAAAGAGAAUGUCAUGGUUACGAUGUUGGCACCACCUUUUACUACACAUGCUGUGUCGAUGAACAUGAGGUUGCUCUUGUUGGGAAUUAAUGAUAUCAAGAAGGUGAAACCUGAUUUUCAUCAGAUUCAAUCCGUUGCUCCUCCUAGUGGAAAUGUUGCUCCUCCUGGUUAUUAUCUUCUCUCUGCUGUCUACAAUGGUGUUCCUAGCGUUGGAGAAUGGAUUCAAAUUGUAUGAUUUUUUUAAUUUUCCAAAGUAUAAUUAUUUUUGAUAUGAUGAACCCUUCUCCUCCUCACCUAUAACAUUUCUUUUUGUAA
Molecule: messenger RNA, 1925 nt
Organism: Eutrema salsugineum
Lineage: Eukaryota; Viridiplantae; Streptophyta; Magnoliopsida; Brassicales; Brassicaceae
Product: aldehyde oxidase GLOX1
Exons: 2
Coding region: 13-1845 (610 amino acids)
Source: RefSeq, a predicted model, not a curated record